AUCGUUGCGUGCAGCUCUUUAAUUUCAAUUAUCGUACCAAAAGCUUAUUUCUUUUGUGAUACCAUUUCUCAUAUAAGCUUUGUAAUUAUAUCUUAUCAAUUUUACCGAUUAUGUAUUAAUUACGUAGAAGGCGAAAGCAGAUUCAUUGUGUUAUCGAAAGAAGAAACAUUUUCACUGAGAGCACCACCAUGCUGCUGUUGUUUUGGCUGUCUGAAAAAAUCUCGAGUAACAAAACAAAAGUUCAAGAUCUUAAGAUUCUUAGUAAUACAAAUGGCCGUUGUUCAUGUGAUAAUUUUUCUAACGCUAAAUUUAAUUUCAAUCGAAAACCCAGAAGUAGCUAACAGUCUAACACCGUUUUUUGUACCGUUCAUUGCCAUCACAAUUAUAUUAGGCGUUUGGGCUUUUCAAAUUACAAUACGAAUGGUUAUUCCUUAUUUCACAAAUCUUAAUUUAUUAAAAAAAUUCAUAACGUUUCAAUUAGUGCUUGUUUUUUGCAAGCUUCAACCAAUUCUUCUUGACGUAAUUUUAAAACAUUUCAUCAUCAGCUGUGAGGGACCAUUCACGAUUAUUCAAUCACACAAAUUGUCAUUCAAGUAG
Molecule: messenger RNA, 597 nt
Organism: Clunio marinus
Lineage: Eukaryota; Metazoa; Arthropoda; Insecta; Diptera; Chironomidae
Source: the annotation of a GenBank genome assembly